This is a messenger RNA of Nestor notabilis (Kea), 1481 nucleotides long. It is a transcript of the gene MAGT1, whose product is annotated as magnesium transporter 1. The coding region runs from base 1 to 906 and encodes 301 amino acids. NCBI's taxonomy places the organism in Eukaryota, Metazoa, Chordata, Aves, Psittaciformes, Psittacidae. The record is from RefSeq and is a predicted model, not a curated record. The transcript has 9 exons. Gene Ontology annotation, cellular component: oligosaccharyltransferase complex.
AUGGUGUUAUCAGAAAAAGUGAACCAGCUGAUGGACUGGACCAGUAAAAGAUCCGUUAUUCGCAUGAAUGGAGACAAAUUUCGGCGCUUUGUGAAGGCACCACCCAGAAAUUACUCGGUGAUUGUGAUGUUCACUGCUCUUCAGCCUCACAGACAGUGUGUUGUGUGCAAGCAAGCUGAUGAGGAAUACCAGAUUCUGGCAAACUCCUGGCGAUACUCCAGUGCAUUUACCAAUAAGAUUUUUUUUGCCAUGGUAGAUUUUGACGAAGGCUCAGAUGUGUUUCAGAUGCUGAACAUGAACUCUGCUCCCACCUUCAUUAACUUCCCUGCUAAAGGGAAGCCGAAGCGGGGUGACACGUAUGAGCUUCAAGUGCGGGGCUUUGCAGCUGAGCAGCUCGCUCGCUGGGUGGCCGACAGAACCGAUGUCAACAUUCGUGUGAUAAGGCCACCAAACUAUGCGGGGCCGCUGAUGUUAGGACUGCUGCUGGCUGUCAUCAGUGGCCUCGUGUAUUUGCGUGGAAGCAACCUGGAUUUUCUGUACAACAAAACUGGCUGGGCUUUUGUUGCUUUGUGUUUUGUGUUAGCAAUGACAUCAGGCCAGAUGUGGAACCACAUCAGAGGCCCACCCUAUGCUCAUAAGAAUCCUCAUACAGGACAAAUGAGCUAUAUCCAUGGAAGCAGCCAAGCCCAAUUUGUGGCAGAAACACACAUUGUUCUUCUGUUUAAUGGUGGUGUUACUUUAGGAAUGGUCUUCCUCCAUGAAGCUGCUACUUCUGACAUGGAUGUGGGGAAAAGAAAAAUUAUGUGUAUUGCUGGUAUUGGCUUGGUGGUGUUGUUCUUCAGCUGGUUGCUAUCUGUCUUCAGAUCUAAGUACCAUGGCUACCCAUACAGUUUCCUCAUGAGUUAAAGGAUUCCAGAAUCUGUAACAUCAGAAAGGUGGCGACUCUGAAACGUCAUGGAAUGGAAUGGAAGAGCUGAUUAUGUAUGGUUCAUGCUACCUCUCUUUAUACUGAAUGAGAUAGUUAAACACUGAACCAAAGACGUGCAGUGCCUUACAUGUAACAAGCAAUUUGCUCUGAAGGACACAGAGCAUUAAGAUGCAAUCUCUUUUCAUAAGCUUUACAUCUUUUUAAACAACUCUACUUCUAGUGAAAUUCAGAACUUCAUGCUUAGAACUACAUGUCCAUAGACUAACUAGAAACAGUACUUUAAAUUCUGUUGGGUGACCUGUUCCCCAUGUUUCUUUUUCCCAUGUCACUUUAUUUCCUGUUUGUGCAUAGCAGGUGACAAUCGUGUCUCUGUCAUGCUUCUUCAUGGUUGAGAAAACAUCUUCAUAUACCUGGAAAUCUUUUCCUUUGGUCUGUGUGCAGCCCCUGGAGCAUACUGCAGAUUCCCACGUGGAAUGUGCAUAUCCUAGAGCUGUAUCUCAUUCUUGAGAAGAGUACUUAUCUGCUGUAUGAUGCAGGAGGUUGUUCCACAGAU